Centropristis striata (black sea bass) is the source of this 667-nucleotide messenger RNA. RefSeq names its product neuropeptide B-like. The coding region runs from base 51 to 434 and encodes 127 amino acids. Gene Ontology annotation, biological process: G protein-coupled receptor signaling pathway; feeding behavior. Gene Ontology annotation, molecular function: G protein-coupled receptor binding. NCBI's taxonomy places the organism in Eukaryota, Metazoa, Chordata, Actinopteri, Perciformes, Serranidae. The record is from RefSeq and is a predicted model, not a curated record. The transcript has 2 exons.
CAGCAGCAGUCCGUUAUAAAAGUGCGCAGGAACAAGCCCCAGUGCUCGACAUGGAGACGUCCGCUAAACUCCUGCUUCCCAUCGUGAUCAUCUCCGUGCUGGUGGCUUGCAGCCCGACGGAGGCAUGGUACAAGCAGGUGGCCGGUCCGAGCUACUCGGUGGGCAGGGCGUCCGGCUUGCUGUCCGGUAUCCGGAGGUCACCGUACGUCAGGAGAGCCGAGCCGGACCCGUCAGACAGCGAAGAGUUGGCGACUAACAGCGUUUUUCCUGAAGUCUCUUCACACAGUUUCAUCUUGAAGACGAUGCCUGUUUGUAUCAAAGACAUUACGCCCAACCUGCAGAGCUGUGAACUCUUCCAGGAACCGAGGGGUUUAUUUAAGUGCAAAGCGGACGUCUUCGUCACUCUGGACUCCACAGACUGUGCAGGAGACUGAGCAGUAAAGCCGACAGCUUGGCUGGAUGAUGAAGCCUACUUCUUGAAGGAGUGACAUUUUAAAUAACAGAGUUAAACACUGAUGUUGCACCAGAUGGAAGAUAUGAGACUUUUCUUUUACCAUUGCCACUAAUUUAUUGAUUGAUUUCAUGAUAAUAAAAAAACAUCUUGAAACUGUAAAGUAAUGUAUGAAUGUACAUAUUUGAUCUGAGUUUUCAUUAAUAAAUGAAUCAU